CUCAAGUUCGUUUGGGCCAAGCUUCAAGUUUCCCCAGGGGCCGUGGUGGGUCUGCACAGGCUAAAUUUCCAGCACUGACGGUUCACGAACGGUGUUUACUGCAUUCCAGCACAGGUACACUUUGCAUCUUGGUUCCGAGUCCCUUGGCUGACCUUGGAUGCCGUGGAUAUUGACUGUUUGCUUCAAGGCGAUCAAGUACACGGUGGUAAUCUGUCGAUAUUCGCCCAGCGCGAUGUAUCAUCAUCUGACCAGCCGACAAACAUCCAAGUCUCACGAUGAGACAACGAACGAUCUACAGCUCUGGAGGCUAGACCAGGGUCAACAAACAAACACCCGAUAUCCGACGCUUCCGAACCCGAAAUCAAGAUUUCCCCUUCGCAACUAUAUCCGCUUCGGGGGAUGGUGCGGGCAGGGGCUUAAACUAGGCGUCGCACCAAUGCUUCAUGGGCUUUCGGCCUCGGCAUUUGGCCCUCGGGAAUCAGAUCGAGUGAAACAAAGUACAGAAGCCGAGAGAAGAUCUAUCUGAUCUUGGUUAUGGACAAAUUGGCUUCGAGAAUUAUUGGGAUAGUGGGCACCAUGCAGUAUAUUGCGCAGGGCUUAGUCUCGGAGCAGAGCAGGGCCACUGCAGCACUGCUGAAACGCCGAGGGAGCUGUCCCUGUGCCCAUUGCAGUAUAUAAACCCUGAAUACCCUCAACCUUUCUCUCCUGCGACAAGAGCAAGCCUCGACCUGUUUUCGCCUCGCCGCGCCCAUCUCAUCUCGUCACUCAUUCCAUUCACUCGCUGCAAAUCAGAGCUGUGCUCGAUUUCCACCUUCGUUUAAAACGCCCACCAACUUUCCAAUCACUCACUCCCUCACUCAAGAGUCAAUCAAAAUGAAGACCGCCGCCGUUGUCCUCGCCCUCGUCGCCAGCGCUCUCAGCGCCCCGACCCCUACCCUCAACUCCCGCCAAUUUGGUCUCGGUUCGUUAGCCUCCCUCCUUCCCAAGCCGGGCUCCUCCUCCAGCGGCGGCUUUGACCUCUCCGACCUGGGCUCCCUCCUUGGCUCUGGAUCUGGAUCCAGCUCCGAGUCUGCCGCUGGCUCUGGCAGUGCCACCACGACCAGCGCUGUGGCGGCCUCCACCGGUACUGGUACUAGCACAACCGGCAGCGGAAGCAGCGGAUUGAGUGGCCUCAGUGGCCUGAGCGGGCUCGGCAACUUGGGGUCCUCUUCCGACUCGGACUCUUCGAGUUCGUCGUCGAGUGGGCUGAGCGGGCUCAGCGGUCUCGGCGGGCUGUUUGGUGGCUCCUCGACCUCCAACGACGUGACCGACAACACGGGCUGCAAGGAACUGACCUUCAUCUUCGCCCGCGGCACGACCGAGAUCGGAAACAUGGGAACGGUCGUCGGGCCCAAGGUCGGCAGCGAGCUUGACUCGCUUACCGGUGGCAAGGUCGCUAUCCAGGGCGUCGAUUAUCCUGCCUCUGCGACCGGAAACGUAGCACUCGGCGCAGCCGGCGGGCCCGAAAUGGCCUCGCUCGUUGAGCAAGCGCUGAAGCAGUGCCCGGACACCAAGGUCGUUCUCGGCGGAUACUCGCAGGGCGCCAUGGUCGUGCACAACGCGGCCGGCAAGCUUUCUGCUGGACAGGUCGUGGGCGCUGUCACUUUCGGCGACCCCUUCAAGACGCAGAAGCCCGAUAACAUUGAGAACUUCAAGACGUGGUGUGCGACUGGGGACCCGGUUUGCUUGAACGGUGCAAACGUUUUGGCGCAUAUCUCGUACGGUGGGGAUGCGGCUGAGGCGGCGCAGUUCCUUGUCAAUGCUGCAGGGCUGUAAGCGAUUUUUGAUCGGAGAAGCCUGGCUUGGAACAGGUUGGGUGGAUCUACAAUUUUCUGAAAGGGUGCUUGUGGAUAAACUCUGAUUCUGUAUGCACUGGCUCCAAAACUAGAUAUAUUCAAUAGGGGAAGACAGAUAUGGAAGAUCUCGAUACAUAAAACGGACUCGCCCAAACGUUAUCCUCCGCGGGCUCGAUAUACUGUUUUAUCAUUCCGGGUAGAAGUACUCGCCUGCCUUCAGCGCGGCCUCCAACUCUGGAUCAGUACCAAUGUACUUCGCAAAUCGCGGCUCAAGGCCCUCGAGUAACAGCCCAACCAAACCGGCAAACACAACGCCUCCCGCAUCAUUCAGAUGAGUACGAUCCGUUUCGUCGAGGUUAUACGUAGCGGAAUUCUCAGGCCCAAUCGCUUCGAGAUACGC
Aspergillus calidoustus is the source of this 2235-nucleotide messenger RNA. The record is from the annotation of a GenBank genome assembly. Lineage: Eukaryota; Fungi; Ascomycota; Eurotiomycetes; Eurotiales; Aspergillaceae.